Messenger RNA from Ilex paraguariensis (yerba mate), 741 nucleotides. Lineage: Eukaryota; Viridiplantae; Streptophyta; Magnoliopsida; Aquifoliales; Aquifoliaceae. The record is from the annotation of a GenBank genome assembly.
AUGAAGGAAGGUGGGCAGACGGUUGGAAUUCUCCAGCUUAGUCCUAUAUCUGCAUUUUUUCCUGCUCAAAGCUUGGAAUGGAUUCUUGCAGCUCCUAAUGCUGGUCUGGAAGAGGAUGCUUAUCAGGAAAAGAAGACUGUAUAUAGGGACUAUGUUGCAAAAUUACUUUUUUAUCAGAUCAAUUCCUUAACACUUGUUGAUCCUUUGGGAUGUAAUAACACCGUUACUAUGCCUCUGGUUUCUCCGCUGAAUCGAAAUACACCGACUGUUCAGAUCGCCUCUGUUCUUCCUUCGGCUGUGUCAUCUUCAACAAAUAAUCAGUGUUCGUCAUCUGGAUUAGGAAUGCACAUUCCUGCUGAUUCUUCGAAUGUUCGAAAUGCUCAGGGAGUUAAUCUGCAUUCCCAUUCUAUUUUGAUUCCUCCAUCUAAUUCGUCUUCUCAAGAUCCUUCGAUAGACCGAAUUCUGCCAAAAACUCAGAUCCCGAUUCCUGGAAGAGAUUCUCAGGUUCCUCUUGUUAUAUCGAAUGCUCAGAAUCCUUCUACUAUUCAAGUUCCUUCAUCUCCAAUUCUAUUUGGUUCCUUGAAUGCUGUUAUUGAAAAUGGUUUAUCUUAUGUUGUUAUGGUGAGUAUUAAUGAUGCUGCAAAUCCAAAUAAUACAACUGUUGCUUUUGAUUUGGGAAAUGCAAGGGAGAUUGGAAUGGAGGACAUGGAAAAUGGUAGAAAUAUGCUUGUAUUGGGAUAG